AUGUCGUUUCCUAAACACGACGGCGGUGAGCAGCACCAGCGAGCCGCGGCGAGUAUGAGCGUGACCAGGAAGCCGAGAACUGACCAAUCAAUGUGUUUUCGCCUUAUCCACCUGGAAUUCUAUGACAGUGUACUAGCCGAUCAAGGCGAGUCGGACGCGCUCGGGGACGUCGAGGGCCCGGCUGCCAGGGGCCUGCCAGGGGUCGGUCUCGGCCGAUUGACUACCCCAGGCGGGGCCAUGGAUGUCAAGUACCUACUCCCUCUGGUCAUGGAUGUCGUCCCCCACAAUAUCGACAUCAACUGCAUUUGUCGGUUCAGUAAGUUGUCCAGCGCCAAUGACGCACAUGACGUUGGUGCUGGAUGCAUGGUGAUGUUGCCUCUGCCAGCAUCGCGAUGGUGCCAGCACGAAGAGAAGCACGGCAGUGUCAGCAAGAUUGAUUACAACAGCCCGGCCGGCCCUCAGAUCGACGGACCGCGUCUCUCGUCGCCAAGCAAGCGAACGCAGCAUUUCAGUGUGCAAACAAUUGGCUGGCAGGGCUGGUUUAGCAUGCCAGCAUGUCAACAGCGGCCACAUGACCCGCUGCUCUACAAUGUCAAAUGUCGGUGUGAUGCAUCCCUCUGA
This is a messenger RNA of Colletotrichum destructivum, 621 nucleotides long. RefSeq lists its product as uncharacterized. The record is from RefSeq and is a predicted model, not a curated record. The transcript is spliced from 4 exons. Bases 1 to 621 code for a protein of 206 amino acids. NCBI's taxonomy places the organism in Eukaryota, Fungi, Ascomycota, Sordariomycetes, Glomerellales, Glomerellaceae.